This is a messenger RNA of Solanum verrucosum, 631 nucleotides long. RefSeq names its product mitochondrial pyruvate carrier 1-like. The transcript is spliced from 5 exons. Lineage: Eukaryota; Viridiplantae; Streptophyta; Magnoliopsida; Solanales; Solanaceae. Gene Ontology annotation, biological process: pyruvate import into mitochondria. The record is from RefSeq and is a predicted model, not a curated record. Gene Ontology annotation, cellular component: mitochondrial inner membrane. Bases 148 to 465 code for a protein of 105 amino acids.
CAAAAAGGUUAUUAAGCCAAAAUGAUUCUUUCCCUGCCUUUGACGAACACCACCAACUAAAGAGUAGCACCACUUUAUACACAAUCGCCAACAGAAGCCCUCAGUUUCAGAUCUCUAAUAAAGGAUAUUUCAUAUAGCUUGUCAGAAAUGGCUUCAUUCAAGGCAUUUUUGAACAGCCCUGUUGGCCCUAAGACAACUCAUUUUUGGGGUCCUGUAGCCAACUGGGGAUUUGUCAUUGCUGGACUGGUCGACACACAAAAACCACCAGAAAUGAUAUCAGGCAACAUGACCUCAGCAAUGUGUGUUUAUUCUGCAUUGUUCAUGAGAUUUGCAUGGAUGGUUCAGCCUCGGAAUUAUCUUCUUCUGGCAUGCCAUGCCUCAAAUGAGUCAGUGCAACUCUAUCAACUAUCACGUUGGGCAAAGAGUCAAGGAUAUUUGCAACAGAAUGCAGCCAAAGCUGAGUGAUCUAGUGUUCUUUCUUGUUUAUUUUUGGACAAAUUUGCUUGGCAUUUCUGAAUGCUUUCAUCAAUUGUUGCAAAAAUGUUUAUAAAGAAGCAUUAAACUUUUGCAGUUUGAGUAACUGUUGGAUCUACACGUUAAUAAACCAAGAAAAAAGUAAUGAUUUUUGGAA